This is a messenger RNA of Naumovozyma castellii, 657 nucleotides long. It is a transcript of the gene SEC66, whose product is annotated as Sec63 complex subunit SEC66. NCBI's taxonomy places the organism in Eukaryota, Fungi, Ascomycota, Saccharomycetes, Saccharomycetales, Saccharomycetaceae. The record is from RefSeq and is a predicted model, not a curated record. Bases 1 to 657 code for a protein of 218 amino acids. The transcript has a single exon.
AUGGAAUCCAACGGAACCUAUAGUAAUAGCACUUACGAGGACACGUUUAAUGGGACACAUUCAAAUGGGACUUUUUUCACAGAUGAAGAAACUGCAAAUGAAGUACCAUUGCCAAGUGUUUCAUUCUAUACACCAAUAAUAUACACUGCCAUCCUAUUGAUUUCAUUAUUAAUAUUUGCCUCUCAAUAUAAGAAAAGACAAAUCAAGAAGCGUACUGCCUUGCCCUCUAUCUUUGAUGAAGAUGAUGCUCGUGACUUAUACUUGGAAAUUAAGAAGAUUAGUGAAACUGAAAAUGUUCACGAAAAGGUAUUGAAAGCUGCUCUGUUAAAUAGAGGUGCAGAAGCCAUCAGAAGAUCGUUGAAAUUGAAGGAAUUGGAACCACAAAUUGAAUUGAUUUAUAAGAAUGGGUCCGUGGGUGAAGAAUAUUGGCAACGUUUCCAAAAUGAAGUUAAGUUGGUGGAUUUGGAAUUUAAGCAAUGUUUAAUGGAAGCUGAAAGUUUGCAAGCUGGUUGGGUUCAAUUAUUUGUGGGGAAUUGUAGAGAAAUAUGUUUUAAUCAAGCCAUGACUAGACGUUACGAUGCUAUUACCAAACGUAAAGAGGUUUGCAUUAAGGAAUGGGAAUUGAAAGUCAAUGAUGAAGGUAGAUUAAUUCAAUAG